GUCUUAACGGCUGUGACACAGACAGGGGAUUCGCUGUCAAGAGGGUGGAUGCCUAGAGAUGGAAAUGACCUAGAGGCCUUACAGAUACAUUUGUGCUUUUGUCGCUCUAAUCUGCAUCCGCGGAGAGCAGCGAGAUCUGGGAGCACACUUGUUUUCGCAGUGAGUAAUAUCUACCUCAGCCAGCAUACAGGGGAGAAACCAGGAAGCUGCUGGAGACUUCAGACAGACGGAGCUAUCAGCUGGCCAUUCGCUCACUGCCUGCAGAGUUCUGCUUUGUGAAGAGGAUUUGAGACGGACUGGAUCUGUCUGCCCUUCACCUCCCACAGCUCCUCUACCAGCUAGUGUACAAGAAACCACAUCCUCUGAUUCCAGCAUUUACUUACUUGUUGUGUUAUAUAUUUUUUUUUUAUUAGUCAUUUUUCCUCUGUGCUGUUGACCAGUGUCUGAUUUUCCUUGGAUUCGUGUUUGCUUUCAGCUUUUAAAAGGAUUUUCUAUUUUAUUAGUGCAGGCUGGUAUAGGUUUAUAUAUGUAAAUACAUAUGUGUAUAUACUCUAUAUAUAGAUAUACUGUAUGAAGAAGGAUUUUUUUUUCUCGCCAUGAAGGAAAGUUAAUGCACUUUAAAACUUGGCUGUAGUGUCACUUUAAGUAAAUUAAGGAGUGUUUUUGACUUUUCCUCCCCUAUUAUGAUAAUUUAGUUUGGAGCUGGAAACAGAGAAUCUGGAGGUGUGUCUGUGCUGUUUCAUAAGCUGGGCCUGACGUAUCUGCAGCAGGGCUGCAUGCAAGCAUUUCACCCAGCUUGCCAGUCACUCUUUUGAUCGCCCUCCGACCUCUCCCAGUUCUGUCCUGCCUCUCUACAAGGCAUACUGAGAUGAGCCUCUGGCAGUGCGCAGGAAAGUAAAAUGGACUACAAGCGUCGCUUUUUGCUCGGCGGGUCCAAGCAGAAAGUGCAACAGCACCAGCAGUACCAGAUGCCUGAGCUGAGCCGGUCCUUGAGCGCCUCCCUGGCCUCCUCUUGCUCUGCCUCUUCGCCCAUGGGCACCGGGGUUGGCAUGCCCGGCAGCUGCCACCCACCUCCUUCCGGCACCACCACCACCACCGCAGUUGCAGACAUCCAGCAAGGCAUCUCCAAAUAUUUGGACGCCCUCAAUGUGUUCUGCCGGGCCAGCGCCUUCCUCACAGACCUGUUCAGCAGUGUGUUCAGGAACUCUCACUAUUCCAAAGCAGCUAUGCAACUGAAGGACGUGCAGGAACACGUUAUGGAGGCGGCCAGCAGGCUGACUGCAGCAAUAAAGCCUGAAAUCGCCAAGAUGUUGAUGGAGCUGAGUGCCGGGGCCGCCAACUUCAAAGACCAGAACGACUUCAGCCUGCAGGAUGUUGAGGUGCUGGGUCGGUGCUUCCUCACGGUGAUGCAGGUCCAUUUCCAGUUUCUAUCACAGGCUUUGCAGAAAGUCCAGCCCGUGGCCCAGUCCUGCCUGGCAGAGGCUCUUGCCCAGGCCCAGGAGCGUUGCACCAACACCCGCUCCCAAAGCUCCGACCUCAGGCCCCUCACAGAGCUGGAGGAAGCCUCCCGCUCAUGGAAAGGUGCUGCUCAGGCCAUGGCGAGGCUGAGAGAGAGGGGCCGGGACGGCUGCCUGGCAGGCAUCCAGGUUCAGCAGCUCUUCUGCUCCAACAACACCACCAUCCCUGAGCACCAGCUGAAAGAGCUCAACAUGAAGAUUGACAAUGCUUUACAGGCCUACAAAGCUGCACUAGAAAGCCUUGGCCAUAGUGAGUACGCACUGAAGGCUGGCUUUCAUCUUAACCCCAAAUGUGUGGAGGCAGCCUUACAGAGCUGCUGCAGUGAGGCAGAGGCCCAGCAGGCGGGCAGGAUGCAGACCACCUCCCAGCCCAUCCAGUGCGAGCUGCCCACCAUCCCUGUACAGAUCGGCUCACAUUUCCUCAAAGGAGUGUCCUUUAACGAGUCAGCGGCUGAAAACCUUAAACUGAAAACGCACACAAUGCUGCAGCUCAUUAAGGAGGCACUGGGCCAGAACGGAGUGACCCCCAGGGAUGACUCUCCCGUCACCGAGGUCCUCAACCAAGUGUGCCCAUCCAGUUGGAGAGGAGCCUGCAAGACAGCUGUCCAGCUGCUGUUUGCACAGGCUGGUCUGGUGGUUGUUGAUACAGCUCAGAUUGAGAACAAGGAGGCCUAUGCUCCCCAAAUCACUCUCGAGGGUUCCAAAGUGGUGGUCCAGGUUCCCUCUACAUGGUGUCUGAAGGAGGACCCAGCCACUAUGUCCUUGCUCCAGCGGAGCUUGGAUCCGGAGAAGACACUUGGUCUAGUAGACGUGCUCUACACAGCAGUGUUUGACAUCAACAGGUGGAAGGAGAGAAAAGAGCAAGCCUUGCCCACUAUUCAGAUGCAGCUCCAGCGGGAGAGCCCAGACUAUAGUGGCCAGGCUGACCUGCCUCUAGGCACCAGCUCCAAGACCUCCAGUGGAUUGCCCAAAACGAUAUCCAAGCUGACUUCCAAGUUCACCAAGAAGGUCUCGUCCAGCUCAAAUAGUGGGGGCAGUUACUCCAUCCCUAGCACCCCGUCUCGCAGCAUGCUCACAACCAGUAGCUCUGAGGAUAAGGCCAAGAGCCUGGGCCACAGCGACGGGAGGCUACAGGGCAUCUUGCAGGUGAGCAGCCUGUCCUGCACCCCCGACUCUACCCAGCAAAGCCAGCUGCCCAACGGCUUGGUGUCCGAGGACCAGGGGAUGAACCUGCCGACUGACCAAGAGAUGCAGGAUGUCAUCGACUUUCUCUCAGGAUUCAACAUGGGAAAAUCCCAGCAGGCUUCGCCCCUGGUCAAGAGGAGGAACUCCGUGGCAUCUGCAAACCCCGCUGACCUGAAGCCCCCGAGCGGACCUCCGCCAACCUCCCAGUCUAUCUCUCACAGUGCCCUACAGCCCCAAGCUCAGACCCUGCCCCAGCCUCCACCAUCAGUGCAGAAGCAGCAGUCACAACCACAGCCACCUCCUCCACAGCAACAGCAGCAGCAGCAGCCCCCUCCUCAGCAGCCCUCCCCACAGGCCCUGCAGUACUACCAGCACCUCCUUCAGCCAAUCAGUCAGCAGCAGCCACCUCCUCCUCAGCAGACCCCGCCUCAGGUCCUUUCACAGCAAAGAGUGGCAAGCAAGUGGCUCGGCACCUCCGGGCAACAGCCUCAACCGCAAGGCCCCCCGGCAGGACUGUCACCCCUGGGUCCAAUCGGGCAGUGGGGCUCUCCUGGACUGCCGGAUCUGAGCUCGGAUCUGUACAGUCUGGGCCUGGUCAGCACCUACAUGGACAGUGUCAUGUCAGAAAUGUUGGGUCAGAAGCCGCAGGGGCCCCGCAACAACACUUGGCCCAACAGGGACCAGAGUGAAGGAGUGUUUGGAGUCCUGGGAGACACGCUGCCCUUCGACCCAGCAGUUGGCUCUGAUCCGGAGUUUGCUCGUUACGUUGCUGGUGUCAGUCAGGCCAUGCAACAGAAACGGCAGGUGCAGCACGUCCGUCGCCCUAGCAACCCGCGCAGCAACUGGCCAAUGCCCGAAGAGCAGCACAGGACCUGGUCCCACCCAGAGUACUACAGUGAGGGGGAGGCCGUAAACAGCAGCUGGUCAGCCAAUCAGGGCGACUCGGCCAGCUCCAGCGAUGAGACUUCUUCGGCCAACGGUGACAGUCUGUUCUCCAUGUUUUCUGGGCCGGACCUCGUAGCGGCAGUUAAACAAAGGCGAAAACACAGCUGUGGUGAGCCAGAGGUGUGCACCCUGCCCUCACCACCACUCCAUCACAUGUGCGAUGAUAACCAGGACAGCAAAACUAAAACCUGGCCUCCCAAAGCGCCGUGGCAGCACUCCACCCACACAAACACCAUGCCCAAUCCCAGCUCUUCCUUGUACCAGAUGAACAUCCCCCCUUCCUCCCAGUGGAGCGACUCCAUGCAGAUCCUGCAGUCUCCUGUGUGGUCCACGGCCAGCGACUGCUCCCCUUCCACUGGCAUCUCCUCUGGUUUUCCCUUCACCCAGCAGCAGCAGCAGCAGCAGCAGCAACAGCAACACAAACCCAUGACCAAGGGCUUUAAAUCCUUCCCCCUCAAACAUGAGCACAGGCCCUCCUACCUUCACCAGUACUGAUCAGUCUAAUGUCGAGCGAGUCCACGGUGAAGUGCCACCGAGAGCCUGUAGCUCUGUGACAUGAGCCACUGAGUGGGCCGAGCUGCAGCCAUUACAGUCCACACCCACUGAAUUGGAAGAUUUCAAAGCCUCAGAGGCAAAAAGAGGCAAAAUUAAGUACACACUGGCUCAACAUUUUUGUAUCUAUAUUUUUCCAUGUCAAACAUCCCCAUUUGAAAAGGAGACGUAUUUUGGAAGUUUUUUUUUUUUUUUUAA
Perca flavescens (yellow perch) is the source of this 4397-nucleotide messenger RNA. RefSeq names its product granule associated Rac and RHOG effector 1 (gene garre1). Gene Ontology annotation, biological process: Rac protein signal transduction. The transcript has 15 exons. Bases 900 to 4142 code for a protein of 1080 amino acids. The record is from RefSeq and is a predicted model, not a curated record. NCBI's taxonomy places the organism in Eukaryota, Metazoa, Chordata, Actinopteri, Perciformes, Percidae. Gene Ontology annotation, molecular function: CCR4-NOT complex binding.